CUCUCUCUUCCUAUCAAAUCACAUUGUUGGUCGGUCGCAUGAUGCCGACCCCAGACGAUUCUCGUCAGGAAGGCUUUUUGAAUCCUUUUGCAGGGAUUCCUGCCACAGAGCAGUCUUCCUCCCCCGAUCUAUGGCACACCGACAUCUCUCCGAUACAGCCGUCGCCGGCAGCAGAUAUGACUACCCUUGAUACUAACCGGUUGACCGUCCAGCACGGUCCGCCGCGCACGUCGCACUCCUUAGAUGGCGAGACGCUGCGCUCGCGGGCAGACUCGACUAUCUCCAGCGCUGAUACCGCUGUCCGAUCAAGAGCGAACUCGGCAGCCACCACGGCCGUACCCAGCAACACGGCAUACGACGAUGUCUCGGUGGCCGACGCUCUGAACCCUGACCCCCGGAACGAGAAGGACUUCCAAGUGGGAAAUAACAAGUUUGCCUUCUCGCCCGGCCAGCUCAACAAGAUGCAGAAUCCCAAGUCUCUCGCCGCCUUCCAAGCCCUGGGUGGCCUACGGGGUCUCGAACGAGGCCUGCGGACCGACCUCACCUCCGGUCUAUCGAUAGACGAGUCCCAUCUGGAGGGGUUGGUCAGCUUUGAUGAGGCAACCUCCCUUGAAAAGACCCCGGCCAAGCAACAACCUAGCCAGACCCUCGAGACGCCAACGGCGGAUGCCGAAUCUCAGUUUUACGACCGUUUGCGCGUCUUCAGUCAGAACAGACUGCCGGCUCGAAAGUCCACCGGCUUCCUGAAACUGCUAUGGAUGGCCUACAAUGACAAGAUCAUCAUCCUGCUUACUAUUGCCGCCAUCGUCUCGCUGUCACUAGGCAUCUACGAGACAACCAGCUCCGGUUCUGGUGUCGACUGGAUCGAAGGCGUUGCUAUUUGCGUUGCCAUCUUGAUCGUGACCGUUGUUACCGCCGCCAAUGACUGGCAAAAGGAACGACAGUUUGCCAAGCUCAACAAGCGAAACAAUGAUCGUGAAGUCAAGGCUGUCCGUUCCGGCAAGGUGGCCAUGAUAUCCAUCUUCGACAUCACCGUCGGCGAUGUUCUUCACCUGGAACCUGGUGACUCCAUCCCCGCGGACGGACUGCUCGUCUCGGGUCACGGUGUGAAAUGUGACGAGUCCUCCGCUACGGGGGAGUCCGACCAGAUGAAGAAGACCGAUGGCCACGAGGUCUGGCGGCAGAUCAACAACGGCACGGCCACGAAGAAGCUCGACCCCUUCAUGAUCUCGGGCAGCAAAGUGCUCGAAGGCGUGGGGACUUAUGUCGUCACCAGUGUUGGACCCUACUCGACUUACGGGCGCAUUUUGUUGUCGCUGCAAGAAUCCAAUGAUCCUACCCCGUUGCAGGUUAAGCUGGGUAGGCUGGCUAAUUGGAUUGGAUGGUUGGGAUCUAGUGCCGCAAUCAUACUUUUCUUCGCCUUGUUAAUUAGAUUCCUUGUCAACCUCUCGCAUGAUCCCGCCAGUCCCGCCAUCAAAGGAAAGGAGUUUGUCGAUAUCCUGAUUGUCGCUGUCACUGUGAUUGUGGUUGCAAUCCCUGAGGGUCUUCCGCUGGCCGUGACUCUUGCCCUCGCCUUUGCCACCACACGAAUGGUCAAGGAAAACAAUCUUGUUCGCGUCCUUCGGGCCUGUGAAACCAUGGGCAACGCAACCGUCAUCUGCUCGGACAAGACCGGCACUCUGACACAGAACAAAAUGACAGUCGUUGCUGGAACCUUGGGGCCUCGCAGCUUCAGUUCUGGUACUGGGGAGGGCAACGCUAGUGCCGGCACGGUGGCCGAGACGCUCAAGCAGUGCUCGCCCAAGGCCCGCGAUCUGAUAGUCAAGAGCAUCGCCCUCAACUCCACCGCUUUCGAGGAGGACAAAAGUGGCACUCGAGAGUUCAUCGGCAGCAAGACCGAGGUGGCCCUGCUGCAACUGGCUAGAGAUUAUCUCGGCAUGGACGUCACCGCCGAGCGGGCCUCGGCGGAGAUUGUCCAGCUGAUCCCCUUUGACUCAGCCCGCAAGUGUAUGGGGGUUGUGUACAGGGAGCCGACUGUGGGCUAUCGUCUUCUUGUGAAGGGAGCCGCGGAGAUCAUGGUCGGCUCUUGCUCGACCAAAGUGUCCGAGGUGGACGCAAAGGAUGGCAUCGCCGUCGAUGGGUUCUCCACGGAGGACAGCCGAAGGAUGCUUGAUACCAUCGAGUCCUAUGCUGGCCAGUCUCUGCGGACCAUUGGUCUUGUGUACCGCGACUUCCCAACCCUUUCCAGCUGGCCCCCCAAGGGUUUCCACAUGGAGGAUGAUCCGGACUCGGCGCAGUUCGAAGAAAUCUUUCGGGACAUGACUUGGCUUGGGGUGGUCGGCAUUCAGGACCCUCUCCGACCCGAGGUGCCCGCAGCCAUCAACAAGUGCAAUUCGGCCGGUGUGCAGGUGAAGAUGGUGACUGGUGACAACAUGGCCACGGCCACAGCCAUCGCCUCGUCCUGCGGUAUCAAAACCGAGGAUGGCAUUGCCAUGGAGGGUCCCAAAUUCCGGCAGCUGUCGGACGAGGAGAUGGACGAGAUCAUUCCCCGACUCCAGGUCCUCGCUCGCUCUUCGCCCGAGGAUAAACGCAUCCUGGUGGCGCGACUCAAGAAAUUGGGCGAAACGGUGGCGGUCACCGGUGACGGGACCAACGACGGUCCUGCGCUGCGGACCGCCGACGUGGGCUUCUCCAUGGGGAUUGCCGGCACGGAGGUGGCCAAGGAGGCCAGCUCGAUCAUUCUGCUCGACGACAACUUCAAGUCGAUCGUCACGGCGAUCGCCUGGGGGCGGGCCGUCAACGAUGCCGUGUCCAAGUUCCUCCAGUUCCAGAUCACCGUCAACAUCACGGCGGUCGUCCUGACCUUCGUCUCCUCUCUCUACAACAGCGACAACCAAAGCGUUCUGAACGCGGUGCAGCUGCUGUGGGUGAACCUGAUCAUGGACACGUUUGCCGCGCUGGCGCUGGCAACAGACGCGCCGACCGAGAAGAUCCUCAACCGCAAGCCGGUGCCCAAGAGCGCCUCGCUGUUCACGGUCAUCAUGUGGAAGAUGAUCCUGGGCCAGGCCAUCUACCAGCUCGCCAUCACCUUCAUGCUCUAUUUUGCCGGCGACCGCCUCCUCGGGGCACACCUCAGCGAGAGCAACGGGCAGACGGAGCUCAACACGAUCGUGUUCAACACCUUCGUGUGGAUGCAGAUCUUCAACGAGUUCAACAACCGCCGCCUCGACAACAAGCUGAACAUCUUCGAGGGCAUGUUCCGCAACUACUGGUUCCUCGGCAUCAACUGCAUUAUGGUCGGCGGGCAGGUCAUGAUCGUCUACGUGGGUGGUGCUGCCUUCGGCGUCACCCAGCUCUCCGGCAUCCAGUGGGCUGUAUGUAUCAUCUGCGCUCUGGGGUGUCUUCCCUGGGCCGUGGUGCUGCGCCUGAUCCCCGACCGACCCAUCGAGCUUGCCCUCAACGCCAUCGUCCGCGCCGGCAAGUUCGUCCUGCACCCGGUCGUCGUGGCUCUGCGUGGAGUGGGUGCCGUGGGCAAGUCCGUCACUCGGCCAGUGAAGCGUGUUUUCAAGAAAUCGUCCCGAGACGAAACCCCCGUCCCUGCGGAUGAGGAAGCCGUCAACUUGACGGAUAUGAAACAGCGCCGACCCACCCCCGAGGCACCCAUGACGCCCGUCUCGGUGCCCCCUAUUACUAUUACGACUUCAUAGAUGAUGACAUUGAUUGAUACGAUAUGGGGUGAGCUCCACUCCGAGAAAUCUGUACAUUAAUUACAACGGGCCUGGCGUUUUGAUAUUUUUUUUUUGUUUAUUUGGACUGGAUUGGGCUGGGUUUGGACUUUGGAAGCAUUUGCGAGCGAGUUGGUUGGGUAGCAGUUGGUUCAUCUGUAUAGUACAUUGAGC
Aspergillus steynii IBT 23096 is the source of this 3899-nucleotide messenger RNA. RefSeq names its product putative calcium-translocating P-type ATPase(PMCA-type) (gene pmcB). Gene Ontology annotation, biological process: calcium ion transmembrane transport; intracellular calcium ion homeostasis. The transcript has 5 exons. Bases 39 to 3707 code for a protein of 1222 amino acids. NCBI's taxonomy places the organism in Eukaryota, Fungi, Ascomycota, Eurotiomycetes, Eurotiales, Aspergillaceae. Gene Ontology annotation, molecular function: P-type calcium transporter activity; ATP hydrolysis activity; ATP binding. Gene Ontology annotation, cellular component: intracellular membrane-bounded organelle; membrane. The record is from RefSeq and is a predicted model, not a curated record.